CUCCGGUGCUGCAAAGCUUGCCAAAGAGAUUGGAAAAGAAGGUCCUGACAGUGAGCUCCAUGGAUUUGAAGUAUGGAAGUAAGCUCACGGGCGCCUACCAACCGAUCGGCAUGAUGUAUGAGCGACCGGUCUACAAAAAGAUGAAGAUCAGGAAGUAUAACAAAAAAGACAAGGAGAGCGGGAACAUGUUCUUGUACUACUGCGAGAACGGUUGGUGGUUUGCAGAAGCACUUGACCUUGCGAGCGAAGCUUUCAUCGCCUACUCGAACAGCAAUUCGAAAAUGCCUCCUCAGCACGGUUUCAGACUUCAAUCAGAGAAGAUUGACCCGACUUUGUCUGUGAGGAGGACCCAGGCGAGACCCCCCUGGACAGAGCCAAAGAGCAGAAAUACCGUGAAAUGAUCCGCAUCCCGGAGGCCGUGUCAGAACUGCCGAGAUGAGAAAACUGCACGGUGAUGUGAACAAAGAGCAUCAAUUACACUUUGACCAGUUCACAAAGUGACAUUCAAACUUCGUAGUUGACAGAUUGUCUGUCUUAUAGAUCAUGCGC
This is a messenger RNA of Cladocopium goreaui, 549 nucleotides long. The record is from the annotation of a GenBank genome assembly. NCBI's taxonomy places the organism in Eukaryota, Dinophyceae, Suessiales, Symbiodiniaceae.